Arabidopsis thaliana (thale cress) is the source of this 1213-nucleotide messenger RNA. RefSeq names its product Haloacid dehalogenase-like hydrolase (HAD) superfamily protein. The coding region runs from base 338 to 1105 and encodes 255 amino acids. The transcript has 3 exons. Lineage: Eukaryota; Viridiplantae; Streptophyta; Magnoliopsida; Brassicales; Brassicaceae. The record is from RefSeq and is marked reviewed.
UUUCCUCGAUUCUUAGCUUCUGGGUACUUCAAAUCUCUCUCUCUCCUUCACGGGUUCUUCCAAAUUUCCAUACUUUUUACCUUGUUUCCUGCGAAAAAAAGCUAUCUUUUUUUUAUUUGUGACCCUACAUUGAUAUAUGACUCAACUGCUGAAAAAUUGAUACUUUGCCUAGAUUCCAUCAUUUAUUGUUUCUUGGGUUAAUCAAUCACCACUUUUUAGCAAAAACCCUGAAAUCGAAUCAGUUUUUUCUCUGUAAAUUUCAUUUCUUUUCUGCAGAAAUUAGCCUAUUUGAGCUCAGUUUCGUGUAUUUGUGCAGAUUUUGGUGAAAGGAUUUGAAAUGGCGGUGUCGCUUUUAUCGAAACUACGGUGUAUAACAGUAGAUGUUACUGGUACACUUAUAGCUUACAAAGGAGAGCUUGGUGAUUACUAUUGUAUGGCUGCUAAAGCCAUUGGUUUGCCUUGUCCUGAUUAUAAACGAGUUCAUGAAGGUUUUAAACUAGCUUAUACAGAUAUGGCACAAAAGUAUCCUUGUUUCGGUUUCCAUGCCAAAAUGCCAAACAUUGUUUGGUGGAAAACUUGUGUGAGAGAUUCAUUUGUCAAGGCAGGAUAUGAGUAUGAUGAGGAGACAUUUGAGAAGAUAUUUAGGAGAAUCUAUUCGACGUUUGGUUCUGCUGCACCUUACUCUGUGUUUCAAGAUUCUCAACCGUUUUUAAGAUGGGCACGCAGGAAAGGUCUUAUAGUCGGACUUGUUAGCAAUGCGGAAUACCGAUAUCAAGAAGUUAUUUUACCUUCCUUCGGUUUGAGCAAGGCAGAGUGGGAUUUUGGUGUAUUCUCUGGAAUUGAAGGGAUAGAGAAACCAGAUCCGAGGAUUUUUACGCUCGCGCUAGAGAGAGCCGGGAAUAAUAUUGCGCCUGAAGAGGUUUUGCAUAUUGGAGACAGCAUGCGCAAAGAUUAUGUUCCAGCAAAGAGUAUUGGGAUGCAUGCUUUGUUGGUUGAUAGGUUUAAGACGGAAGCUGCUAAAGACUGGAUAGAAGCUGGAGCCAUUGUGCUUCCAGAUUUGGUUGCUGUUCAACAACUUUUGGAGUCUGAUAAGUUGAAAUGUUAAAAUGCAGACCUCUCUUUAAGUAUGAAAUCUAAUGUAUUGUAGUAUUGCACAUUUGAGUAAAAUAAGUUUCAACGGCUUCUUUGGUUACUAUCACAGUAAGGUGCAGGC